Molecule: messenger RNA, 3549 nt
Organism: Brassica rapa (field mustard)
Lineage: Eukaryota; Viridiplantae; Streptophyta; Magnoliopsida; Brassicales; Brassicaceae
Product: LOB domain-containing protein 24
Source: RefSeq, a predicted model, not a curated record
UGGCAGAGGAGAGACUAAUGAUGUCUCUCUAAUCUCUUCAUCAACUCUUGCGCCAACAAUUUCAUCCAUGUUUCUCUUCCUGGUCUCGAAAGACACCAGGUCUGCCUGCAAUCAUUUUAAAUGCAUGUGCUCGGAUCUGACCUCAUGACACAAUCUCUUUGGUUAAGAUUCAUACAUGGUGGCUGAAAGUGAUGAUCAUUCAUGAAGCCGUUUAGCAGCCAUGCUCCUAACUUACACCAGCUGUACUUUUGGCAAGCAUCAUGUAUCCUUGUCAACAUUUGGAUAGGUGGAUCAAAAGGCAUUAUUAACAGGAGAAAUUAUUCAAGCUGAUGCAAGCAACAUUACUUACACUAUGCAGUGACAAGGAGAUAAGAACAUGCGUAUGAAUGAAUCAACUACGAAUCAUGUUAACUCAAGUGAAGACUUUCUUGGAAAACUCUUGGUUUGGCGACCACCAGUGGGUAUGGAGAAGAACCGGAUCUUUUGGCUAUCUUGACACUGUGGUUGGGUUUGGUUGGAGAAGCACUUUUGUUACAAAGAUAGUGAAAGAGAUUAUGGUUUUGGUAAUGUUUCUUCUCUCAGUUUUCCUGUAGUUAUACAUGUAUACAUAUUGUAAGGAGACGACAUCAUACUUCAUUGUGGAUUAAAAAAAAAUUAACGUCUGGACUUAUAUAAAUCACUUUGUUUUGUAUUACUAUUGUAGUUAUGUUACUGAAAAAAUAAUUGGAGUUGUGAGAUUUGGAAGAUCAAGAAGCUGCAUCUAACGGUAAUAUAUUCUAACUAGCCAUAAUGAUUAUUAAUCAACAUUCAUAAUCUUGCCUUAUGUAAAUGUCAUCAAAAGUUUCAUAAACUGGAAAGUAGCCGUUGGAUCAUUGGAAAAGAAAAGGAAACAAAAGAGAAUACAAAUAAGUGAAAGAUGUGCUGAAUCUUUUUGAAAUAAGUCCAAUCCUUGUUCUUAGAUUUUCACAAUCUUUUUGUAAUCUUUCCUCUCUCUUUAGAAAUCUGUGAUGAAUCCUAAAAGAUGUGCUGCUUGCAGAUAUCUGAGAAGAAGAUGUCCAAAAGAUUGCGUUUUCUCACCUUUUUUCCCUCCAAACAAUCCUGAAAAAUUUGCAUGUGUCCACAGAAUCUAUGGUGCUGGAAAUGUUUCCAAAAUGCUUCAGCAACUUCCUGUUCAGACAAGAGCUGAAGCAGUGGAAUCUUUAUGCUUUGAAGCAACAUGUAGAAUUGAAGAUCCUGUUUAUGGAUGUGUAGGGAUGAUUUCUUUACUCCAAACUCAAAUUCAGAAAACUGAAAGGCUUUUGGCUAGAACUCAAGCUGAGAUCACUGUUUCUCAAAUCAAACAUAGCCAAAACCAACAUUCUGAGUUUAUGUAAUAUCUAAGUUUCAUCUAAUAAAUUCCAAAUAAAAGUUUUCUUCUACAUCUCUUUUGCUGAUUGGGUCUCUACUCUCUUGUACGCAUUUGUAUCCAGAAGUUGCUUGUCUCGUAAAGUUUCAAUAGAAUAUGUGUGAAAAGUUAAUGUUCUGUCUUGAGAAAAGUUAACACUACAAAUUUCAAAAUCAUCUUUCAAUGUUCAAUGACUGUCUGUAGCCUUGUUUGCUACAUAUCUAUUAGUCAUUGUCGUAAAGAAUGUGAGUCUUUGCACUGAAUCUUUGCUGCUGUUGUUGAAUGGUUUUUCUAGCAAUGUUGAUACUUUGAUCUUGACUUUAUCCUCAUUAAUUUUCUUCUCACAGUAUGAUCUUUGCAUGAUCUGCAACCUUCCAAUUUUUGAAUAACUAGCUUUAGCUUUAGGUUUGUUAUGCAAUGCAAUGUUACUUUCCUUACGUUUCUUUGUUUCAGACAAUAGUUGUAAUGUUCUUGUAUGGUUCAGAAUCAUAUGAUAGUUUUGUGUGUUUAUAGUAAACUUAUACAGACCUCUGCUCUAAUUGGAGAACCAGCCUUAUCUUUAUUUGACCGUGACCACACAUAUACUAUGAAGAAAUAAUCCCAAAGUGAAAAGCCAAAAAAAAAAAUGAGGUCAAGGAUUGAUGUAUUUGUGAUCAUAGAAACAUUGAGAAGAUUACAAAGAGAGUGAUUUGAUAACCACAACCAUACAAAUCAGUAAGAAAGUUAUCCAGAAUAAUCUUCUUUGCCUCCAACUCAUCAUUUCCUUUUACUAUAUUACCACAUCUUUGUUACAAACACAUCUUUCUAGCAUCUGCUGCUACUUUCUGGUCACCAUGGCUUCAGCUACUUUCUCUGUUCCUAAACCAUCUCUUCAGGGUUUCACAGAGUUCUCAGGAUUGAGAAGCUCCUCUGCUUCUCUUCCCUUCGGCAACAAGAAACUUUCUUCCGAUGAGUUUGUCUCAGCUGUCACUUUCCAGACUUCUGCAUGGUGGAUACAGGAAAGGUGUGACCGAGGCUAAACUAAAGGUGGCCAUCAAUGGAUUUGGUCGGAUUGGGAGGAACUUCUUGAGAUGCUGGCAUGGUCGCAAGGACUCUCCCUUUGAUGUCAUUGCCAUCAACGACACAGGCGGUGUCAAGCAGGCUUCUCAUCUCCUUAAAUACGACUCUACUCUCGGAAUCUUCGACGCUGAUGUGAAGCCUUCUGGAGACGCUGCUCUCUCUGUUGAUGGAAAGAUCAUCAAGAUUGUGUCUAACCGCAACCCGUCUCUUCUUCCCUGGAAGGAGUUGGGAAUAGACAUAGUCAUUGAAGGAACAUGAGUGUUUGUGGAUAGAGAAGGUGCAGGGAAACACAUUGAAGCUGGAGCCAAGAAGGUUAUCAUUACAGCUCCAGGCAAAGGACAUCCCAACUUAUGCUGUUGGUGUCAACGCUGAUGCUUACAAUCCUGAUGAACCCAUCAUUAGCAAUGCUUCUUGCACUACUAACUGUCUUGCUCCCUUUGUCAAAGUUCUAGACCAAAAGUUUGGUAUCAUAAAGGGUACAAUGACAACAACUCACUCAUACACCGGAGACCAGAGGUUACUAGAUGCUAGCCACCGUGAUCUAAGGAGAGCAAGAGCAGCUGCACUAAACAUUGUUCCCACAUCUACAGGAGCAGCUAAAGCUGUGGCUCUCGUGCUCCCUAACCUUAAAGGAAAACACAAUGGAAUAGCUCUCCGUGUACCGACACCAAAUGUCUCAGUGGUUGAUCUCGUUGUCCAGGUCACCAAGAAGACUUUCGCUGAGGAAGUUAACGCUGCUUUCAGAAACUCUGCAGAGAAAGAGCUUAAAGGUAUCCUCAAAGUCUGUGAUGAGCCGCUUGUGUCUGUUGAUUUCAGAUGCUCAGAUGUGUCCUCGACCAUUGAUUCAUCACUUACUAUGGUUAUGGGAGAUGAUAUGGUUAAGGUGAUUGCUUGGUAUGAUAAUGAAUGGGGUUACUCACAGAGAGUUGUUGAUUUGGCUGACAUUGUUGCCAACAACUGGAAGUGAUUUGUAGCUUUUGAAACCAAAACUUGUCUCAUGUUUUCUCCUUUUUUUACAUUCUGAUUCUCAAAAUAUCGGUCAAGACUGUAUAAACUAUAGCCCUGAGUUGUGGAUUUGUAAUAAAGUUAAAACUCAAUUCAAACUU